Purpureocillium lilacinum is the source of this 360-nucleotide messenger RNA. Lineage: Eukaryota; Fungi; Ascomycota; Sordariomycetes; Hypocreales; Ophiocordycipitaceae. The record is from RefSeq and is a predicted model, not a curated record.
AUGCAGAGUCCCUCAUGCUCGGCGAGACCUUCCUUUGGCGUCUGCUGGCUGGCUGUCCAGGGCGGUGACGUCGACGCCAGGCGCAGUAUUUCCAAAAACGGGAGUCAGGAUCCGCGACCCCAGACGGCUUGGCCUGGCAGGCCGUGGACCCAGAAGCCAAAAGCGUCGAGCGAGACAACAGCUUCGUUGAAGAUGGCAAAACCCCUCGUCGCCCUUCGGAGCAAAAGGGCCGCCACGGCGCACACAGUGGCUUUGUCGUACAGGCCUGCAAGCCGGAAUGGCGCAAAGUCAAAAACCAGCAUCGACGGAAACAGGGGCGGGGCAGAGAAAGGCAUCCGGGCCAGCAUGGCCAUUGUGUGA